Messenger RNA from Schistosoma bovis, 5721 nucleotides. The record is from the annotation of a GenBank genome assembly. Lineage: Eukaryota; Metazoa; Platyhelminthes; Trematoda; Strigeidida; Schistosomatidae.
AUGGGGACAGUGCCUCAGAUUCCGCCACCAUCGUCUAUACAGAAGAAUUUACACUGGACUAAAGAAAAAUAUACUUCAGAAGAAAACGUAAUUGAGGAUUGCCGUGAACAAAUUAUCAAUUGCAUAAACUCUAAUCCAAUAACAAUAAUCUCAGGACCUCCUGGAAUUGGAAAAACUACUUAUUUGCCUCAGAUUUUAGUAGAUGAGUGCUACAUGCAAAGUCAUCGUUGUCGUAUAAUAUGCUCCCAACCAUAUCGUCUGUAUGCCCAUAUUAAUGCUGAUCGUUUAGCACAAAUACGAGGGGAAACAACUGGUCAAACAGUCGGGUAUCAAAUUCGACUGGAAUCUAAGGUUUCUCCUAAAACUUUGUUGACGUUUUGUACACAUGGAGUGCUACUGAGGACAAUAUGUGCAGAUUCAAGAAUUAUGGCUGGUAUCACACAUAUCAUAGUAGAUGAAAUAGAAGAUAACGAAAUACCGGAAAACUUACAUUUAACAAAACUGCAAAACACUGACGCUAAACUAAUGAUGUCUACAGACAGUAAUGGUGAAACAGAUAAAUCAUGGCGUGCUGAUAAUCCAGAAGUAGGCUAUGGGAUUUUGUUGGCAAUUAUACCUUCUCUUUUGACUCAGUACCAGCAUUUAAAAGUGAUUCUUGUUGUUAAUUCUCGCAUGUAUACGCACGAUUUUUGUCACAAAAACAUACUUAGUGAGAUUAGAAAUCCAAUGAAUUUGAUAAACGCUCCAAACUCUGUUCCGAUAACCUACUGUGAAAUUCAGAAUACUACUGCACAACACAAAUAUGAGAUUUCAUCUAUAAAUUUUAAAGGUCAAGCACGACAGAAGUUCAAUUUAAUUGAUAAUGGCUUCGACAAACUCACUUCAGUUUCAUCACAUUCAAUAGAUAAUAACCCUUCUCCUGAUUUUACGGCAAAGGAUAGACCACCGAUCGCAAAAAUACAGAAUAAUAUAUCAUCUGAAAAUGUAGUCUAUAAACAAUUACAGGGUUUUAAUGUUGUACGCUGUCGUAAUAUGUAUUUUUGGCUUACAACUAAGGAAUUUGAUAAAUAUAUUCCAUGUGCGUAUCACAUUAUUACAACUGACGAUGCAAAUACAGUCAGUAUGGUUGAAGACAAAACAUUCAAUACAUCCGUGUCUAAUGCCGUACCAAAGAAACCUCGAGUACUUCCUGAAGUUCAUGCUGUAUCAUAUUUGAAAUAUGAUCAAAUAUUGAAUCAAACAGACGACUGUGCAGAGGUUUAUUCAACAGAUUUUGCAAACAAACACGCAAAUAACUUACUAUGGAGUAUUUGGCUUCAUACAGUUCUUGACCUCAAUAGAAACGAAUUAAAUAAACAACAUAUGAAGAAAAUAAAUGAAAUGGAAUUCACUGAGGUGAAAAAUUCAUGUCUGACAAAUUUACUUCAGUGUAUUCUAGCUGGCUGGAUUUCUGUUGAUUACGAACACUCGAAUUCUGGAUUGACUCCAAUGAUGGUGUGUUCUGCUGGUGGUCUCCUAGAGGCUGUUAAAUGUCUAUUGAAUCAUGGAGCUGAUCCAUUUCUGCGUGUGGCUAUGCCUUACGAACCUUUAAUUGGACUAGCUCGUAAGCAAUGUGAAGAUUUCAAACUUUUUGGUCCAAAGAAUCGAAAAAUCUCAAUCAAAGAUGAAAAUUACACUACCGUAGGAGUUACAGCUUAUGAUUUAGCUUGUAUAUUCGAUAAUAACGAAGUUGCAAACUUAUUGAAAACAUAUAUGAUUAAUUCAAGCCUUCGAUACGAGCCUGAAAACUGGGAGGCUAUACUUCUAAGAUUUGGAUCUUGGUUUCAAAGUCCGAUAGGCAGAUCACAAUUUGAUGAUUGUACUUUCAACGAUCACCAACCAUUCGCAACUGAUUUAGAUAGUUUUGGAGAAACAAAAGUAUUAACGAAUUCCCUGAAUUUCCGUUACAAAUUACUUUCAUCCUAUCAAUCAGCUAGAAACAAUAUGGAGCCAGAAACGGUAGUGGAUUAUGAUCUUCUAACGGCAUUAAUUGUGAAAAUCGACAGUUCGUUACCAAGAGGUGUAAUAUUAAUAUUUCUACCAUCAUAUGAAGAGAUUAUAACACUACGAGGACGAUUACUGGAUCCUGACACUUCUCCAUGGAAAUCGUCAGAAAAUCCCUUAAUAUUUAUUAUUCACCCUCGAAUGCUUGUUGCUGAUUUGAAAAUUAUAUAUGCUCAGUCUUCACGUUCGCACCGUAAAUUAAUACUUUCGUCAAGUAUCGCAGAGACAUCCAUGACGUUUGAUGAUGUCGUUUAUAUUAUUGACUGUGGAUUGAACUGUGUGGAGGAGUUCCUUGAUUGGACUCAAACCACAUCUCUAAGAAACCAAUGGAUUUUAAAGUCAAACGCAAUUCAAAGAACGUCGAGAGUUGGAAAAAACAUAAACGGAGUGUGUUUUCGUUUGUACAGUAGUUUACGCUACAGUUUUCUUUCUGAACAAAGACAUGGAAGUCUAAGUGGACAUGUUGUUGAAGAGAUGUGUAUUCAAGCCCGACUACUUGCAUCAUCAAACAUUUCCUUACAAACAGUACUGAGUGCAUUGCCGAAACCACCUUCACUUAAAUCUUCUGAAAAGGCCAUUGAAACUCUAAAAGAAAUGGAUAUAUUGGACACUUUUGAAGAAUUAACUGAAUUGGGUUAUCAUAUUUGUGACAUGUCUAUACCACCUCGUUAUGCUAAAAUGGUUCUAUUCAGCGUUGUAUUAAAAUGCCUUGAUCCAAUUCUUACAAUUGCAUGCAUACUGUCGUACACGGAGCCAUGCAUUACUGAAAAAAAUUACCUCAUUAACAUGACUUUUACAAACUGUCUGUUUAGAACUCAACUACUUGGGCAAAUUAGAGCUUCUGGCUUCGUAAAAACGAAAGGAAGUGAAGAUAUUCGAGACCUUAACAGCAAUUCGGAAAAUUGGGCUGUUGUCAAAGCUGCAAUUGUAGCUGGUCUGUAUGGAAAUUUAGCUCAAGUAGAUAGGAAGAAUUCGUGUUUGAGAAUAGUAAAUGGAAAUUCAUCGCCAGUUGUGCUUGAUCCCCAAUCUGUGAUUGCCACAAAUUCCAAUGGAGAAGAAAUGAACGUAAACAAUUUACCUUGUGAUUGGCUUGUUUUUAAUGAAGUGCUUACUUUAACUGAUCCAAAGUUACACGCCUCUCCGGAAUCUAGCAAUGCAGAUCACAUGGCGUUAAAGAAACUAAAGAUCAUACGAUGUGUUAGUAUCGUUUCACCAAUUACUGUAGCGCUAAUGGGCGGAUCAAUUAGAGUAUGUCCACAGAUAGAAAAAGAAACCCAUUCGAUUGCAAAUGACCUGAAUCUUAAAACAUCUUUGGAAGAACUACAAAGGCAGAAGUGCAAAAACUCAGUUCACAAACAAGAAGUCUGUAGUGGUAUAGGUAACAAAAAUGAAGAUAAUGCCGGCAAAGCUUGCAUGAAUCCAAAAGACAGAUUGGAAAAUGAUUUAAACUCUAAGUCUGUUUCAGAAAUCAAUAUGAUUGCCACAUCGCUUUUGGAAAACAAUGGACAAUCGCUAUACAUCCAACAAAAAACAAUCAAGCAAAAUCCAUGCAGUAUGUUGUCUGACUCGGAUACGACAAGAAGUUCUAGUUUUAAAAGCUCGGAACUAGAUGAUUCUGCUCUAAAAAUGUUAAAACAUUUUAAUUCUUUGCAUAACUCAGACUGUUCCGAUAAUGUAAAAUCACUGUCUUCACAAAAACAGACUAAACUUAGUCAUCCGUCAGUAGAACAACCGAAUAUAGAGUCUUCAUUAUCAACAAUAGACCAGAAAAAUAAUGUCGUAUCAUUUCAUUUAGAUCCAUAUAAAUUUCUUCGAUUCACCGUAAAUUCAAAUGAAGCAUUAAUGGUGACAGAAUUAAGACAAAAAUGGCAUGCUUUGUUUCUGCGUCGUUUGAAAAAUCCAGGGAAACAACGUUCACAACAAGAUGAGGCAGUUUUAAAGUGUUUGGUCAAUGUUUUGACCAAUGAAGAAAAGGCACUAGGAUUACGUCAACCAUUCGGUGUUGGGGCACGUCCUCGUCCUAUGACAGUAGAACUUUAUAAUCGGGUUGAUGACGAUCCUAAAGAUAUGAAAGUAAUUAGUGAACAGCCUGUGAGUAAUAGAUAUGGAUCGAUUGUUUUUACCACUGCAGAAAAUAACAUCACUAUUCCUAUAUUUUUAUCAAACACGAGCUCGGUAAAACAAAACAAUUUUAGAUAUAAUUAUUCCUCAAUCACAAAUCCAAAACUAACACAAGUUUUAAGUAGCAAUAAUUUCAACAAACCCCGCGAACAGUAUUCGUUUCAAGCUUACAAAGACGAUAACAACACAAGUGUGUACAAUCCAAUCAAACAAAUAAACAGUUCAAGUACAGAAAUAUGGAAAUAUCAUCUCCCUUCAAAUACAACUGACGACAUUGAUCCCAUGUCAGUCUACCAACCGUGUAAAGUUAAUAUUUCAUUAUCAGAAGGCAAGGACAAUUUAACAAUCAGUGAUAUGAUUAAAAAAUUUUCAGAAACGCAUAUUAACAUUCAAAACUUUAAAUGUGAUUCGUUACCUAAUUUAAAACGAUUGGAUGUAAUGGAAAAUAAAAAACACCAAAGCAGUGAAUACGAAAUUCUAAGAAGUAAAAUACGUCAUCUUCCGACCACAUCUGAAGGUAAAAACAGUCCAGGUACUCUGUAUGGUCCUCAUCCUCUAAAUACUGUAACUAAUCAUUUUGAUGUUACCUAUCCAACUGCUAAUCAUAAUAACAUAACAAUAGGAAAUGAUAUUGUUUUUCGUGACAUCAAUGAUAUAAUCUAUGCAUUAUUAAAUGAUAUAAACAAAAAUUAUAACUGAGUUUAUUUCAUUAUUCGACAGUGUGAUUCAAGCAAGAUCAUAUACUAGUUCAUCAUUUGUUAUUGACUGCGUUCAUCUGCACAACUUCCGUUUGUUUAUAUUUUAACUUGUUGAAGUAUAUUUUUGGUUGCUUUUGUCAUUUGUUCAGUUGCAUUUUCAACUUUAUUCUCUCAUCUCUUCGUUUACUAACUGAAUGGGGAAGGGUUAAUAAUCAAGUGACUGAUAAAAAGUACAACUUUAAAGUAUUUCAUUAACACCACUAGUCAGCUCUGAUAUAGAAUGACAACAUAUGUUAGUUGAUUUGUCUUAUCACAUCACUAGUAAUACAAAUUCUGUUCAUCACGUAAAAUUUAACUGAAAGAUGAUAAAAACAAGUUCACCGACUUAUGCACAUAUAUGAAGCUUGUGAAUGGUAAACUUACGAAAACCAGUAUCGUUUCAGACUUGAUCAUGAAUGAAUCGAUCAAAUACUCACUUCAUCAGGUUUUAGAACACAGGAAUACUUUCUGACAUCUGGCUAUAAUUGUAUUUCUUUGUAGACUGACAAGCUUUGUAGCAGUGUCACAUAUUAUUCUUGACGUCAUUGUAAAAUGUGGAAAUAAAAAACAUGGCUGCCUAAAUAUGAAAAGCGUCAUGAUAAGACUAUUUGAGUUAUGCUUUAUACGAAUCAACUGUUAACAUUCGACAGUCAAUAAAAAGUGAUAUUAAAAAGAAAAUGAAAAUAUCUUUUCUUUUUACCUUCUCUUUAUGAAUAUACUGACUAUUAACUUCGGAGUUUACCAGCGGGAAUCCUGACUGUUCAAUGCAUUUCCAAACAUGUAAUUGUAUACUUUAAUCAUCCAUUAUAACUUAUCGUAC